AUGGCCUCCCACCCAGACUUGAGUCUGCCUUCAACGGCGCCCAACACCGAGCGCCACCGCACCACGCUCAACGGGCGCUACAAAUUCGCCGUCUACACCAUUGCCGACCUCGACCAAAGCCAGCUGCAGGCCCUAGUGACGGAGCUGAAUUCAGCCGAGUAUGCAGACGACACGUGCAAGCUCGCCCCACAGCCCAGCUUCCCAGGCCGCCCCCUGCGCCACGUUUUCGACUACCACGUGCGCAUGAGGGACGAAGACACGACGCUUCACCCGCUGUAUUUCAUCGUCGCUGCCGAUGUCGACUACCAGACAAAGGGCCUUGUCGUCGUCCACCUCAACACCGCCCAGGAUGAACAGGAGGACAGCGUCGACAAGGCCCGGUGCGAAGUCGACAUGGCCGCGAGCUGGGGCACGAACCUCGACAUCGGAAACAUGGACUGGUCCGACCUCAAGGAAGAAGAGGAGCUGAACUACGGCCAUGGCGACGACCAGCCCGGCCAGCCCGCCGCCGACCAGCCAGCCCAGCCGGCUCCUGCGCCUGCUCCCGCCGUUCGCUGGCAAUACGGAUGCUGGAGCCUGGUGCCGCGUGUCCUCGGCCUCGUCGACUCUCUCGAGCCCGACCACAUGCUCAAGGCGCCCGAUGCGCUCCGCGUGCAGAUGGCAGGCAACUACUCGGGUCGCACCGACGGCUGGGCUGAGAUUUCCCGGCUGUACCCGUGGUUCUGCAAAUCGCACCCUUCCACGCACCGCCGGGUCGCCAUCGUCGUCGAUCGCCAGGAGUGGGACGAAGAGGACGGUGUGGCGCUGGUGAGGUACGACUGGGAUGGGGACGUAGAUGCUCACGAUGAUGUGGGGAUAGUGCAGUUGGGGUUGGAGGCGAGGGUGGUGAGGAGGGUGAGGGCGAGUGCGGCGGUGGAGGAGCUGGAUCGGUAUUGCAGGGAGGAGGGGUUGGAGUUGGCGGUGGAGUAG
This is a messenger RNA of Diplodia corticola, 969 nucleotides long. Its product is annotated as amino acid permease protein. The coding region runs from base 1 to 969 and encodes 322 amino acids. NCBI's taxonomy places the organism in Eukaryota, Fungi, Ascomycota, Dothideomycetes, Botryosphaeriales, Botryosphaeriaceae. The record is from RefSeq and is a predicted model, not a curated record. The transcript is spliced from 2 exons.